Messenger RNA from Aspergillus clavatus NRRL 1, 975 nucleotides. RefSeq names its product DUF1183 domain protein. Gene Ontology annotation, cellular component: endoplasmic reticulum membrane. The transcript has a single exon. The record is from RefSeq and is a predicted model, not a curated record. Gene Ontology annotation, biological process: regulation of store-operated calcium entry. Lineage: Eukaryota; Fungi; Ascomycota; Eurotiomycetes; Eurotiales; Aspergillaceae. Bases 1 to 975 code for a protein of 324 amino acids.
AUGUACUACCCAGGAAUUUCGUCCCUAUUGCUCUGCUUCCUCUGUCUCGCACCGCCAGCACUCUCAUUUGGCAGGUCGUCAGAAUCAUCGCCCGCGAGAAAUGCCAUCCUUCUAUCUCGAGUGCAGUCUCUGACACUACGCGCAAAUCGUCUCACAAGCUCUCGCCGCGUCUCCCCAAUCCCACAGCUAAAAUGCGUUGGGCCAUCGAAGAGGAUUUGCGAUUUAUACACAAUUGACACAAUGCGCUGUACAAACGCCGGUCAUGACUAUGACGAAGAAGACGUCCAGUGGACUUGUACCGCACCGCUCCCGCCGGAAUUCAAGCUGGGUUCGACGGAUGUGGUGUGCGAGGGUUACCGGAACGCGGAUGAUAAGUGGGUGCUGAAAGGCAGCUGUGGAGUCGAGUACCGUCUCUUGUUGACUGAGCUCGGAGAGAGGAGAUUCGGGAUUGAGGAGGAUCUGUGGUCUGGUUUCAGUUCAACGAAAGGAUGGCGUCGGGGCAUGUCUGUCUUGGGCGACCUCAUCUUCUUCGGGUUCAUGGGCGCCGUCUUCAUCUUGAUUUUGUGGCCCAUGGUUCGGGAUUGUUUUGGUCUACGAGGUCGAAGAGGUCCCAACGCUGGAAGGGGCGGGGGAGGAUUUGGCGGAUUUGGAGGCGGAGGGGGCGGUGGUGAUGACAACUAUCCUGGUCCUCCUCCUCCGUAUAGUAGCUGUCCAAGUAGUGGCUCGUUCUCAGCACGAGCAAGCGCCCCAGGAUGGAGGCCAGGCUUCUGGACCGGCGCACUCGGUGGUGCUGCAGCUGGUUAUCAGCUGGGCAGGAGAAAUAAUCAGCAUGACUCUCCGUUAGCAGGUCGAUCUUCGUCUUCUCGGUGGAACUAUCAGAGUGAUAGGGGUGAAAGCAGUUCACGGUCUCGCUCUCCGACUCGAUUCUCAGCUACUACCACCGGCACCGGAUUCGGCUCCACGAGACGAAGAUGA